AAGCAGCAGCUCUUCAAGUAACCAGCUAGAAACUACAUAAAAUCCAUCAUGACCGGACGCGGUAAAGGAGGUAAAGGUCUUGGAAAAGGAGGAGCCAAACGUCAUCGUAAAGUACUCCGCGAUAACAUCCAGGGAAUCACCAAGCCCGCCAUCCGUCGGUUGGCUCGUCGUGGUGGAGUGAAACGUAUCUCCGGUUUGAUUUACGAAGAGACCCGCGGCGUGUUGAAAGUGUUCCUGGAAAACGUAAUCCGUGAUGCAGUCACCUACACCGAGCACGCCAAGAGGAAGACCGUUACAGCUAUGGACGUCGUCUAUGCCCUGAAACGUCAAGGACGCACCUUGUACGGUUUCGGCGGUUAAUGUGCACGCUAUAUACCCUACGAUGUAAUAACAUUUAUUAAAAAAGGCCCUUUUCAGGGCCACCA
Molecule: messenger RNA, 425 nt
Organism: Rhopalosiphum maidis (corn leaf aphid)
Lineage: Eukaryota; Metazoa; Arthropoda; Insecta; Hemiptera; Aphididae
Product: histone H4
Exons: 1
Coding region: 49-360 (103 amino acids)
Biological process (GO): nucleosome assembly
Cellular component (GO): nucleosome
Molecular function (GO): DNA binding; structural constituent of chromatin; protein heterodimerization activity
Source: RefSeq, a predicted model, not a curated record